This is a messenger RNA of Camellia sinensis, 1688 nucleotides long. RefSeq names its product geraniol 8-hydroxylase. The record is from RefSeq and is a predicted model, not a curated record. NCBI's taxonomy places the organism in Eukaryota, Viridiplantae, Streptophyta, Magnoliopsida, Ericales, Theaceae. Gene Ontology annotation, molecular function: oxidoreductase activity, acting on paired donors, with incorporation or reduction of molecular oxygen; monooxygenase activity; iron ion binding.
UAUUUUUUAAUGCAAUUCACAUCUCACCAAGGCAUUGCAAGCAAACUCUCCACUUCCAACAAUGGACUUCUUGACCUCUACACUCUAUCUUCUAUUAGCGUUGACUUCAAUUCGAGCCCUCUUUUCCUUUCUAAGAGGAACCAAAAAAUGUCCAAAGCUGCCUCCGGGACCGGUCCCAUUACCGGUGAUCGGAAACCUCCUGAAACUCGGAGACAAGUCCCACCAGUCCCUAGCCGAGCUAGCGAAAACUCACGGACCCAUCAUGAGACUGAAACUCGGCCGAGUAACCGUAGUGGUGAUAUCUUCAUCAGCCAUGGCCAAAGAAGUCCUCCAAAAGCAAGAUCUCGCCUUCUCCAACCGGUCCAUCCCCAACGCCCUCCACGCCCACGAGCAGUACAAGUACUCGGUGGUUUGGUUACCGGUCUCGAAUCGAUGGCGGAGCCUCCGGAAAAUCCUGAAUUCGAACAUAUUUUCGGGCAACAGGCUCGACGCCACCCAAGAGUUGCGGCGGCGGAAGGUGGCGGAGCUGGCGGAGUACGCCCAAAAAUGUAGCGAAGAGGGUGUUGCGAUGAAUAUUGGGAGAGCUGGUUUUAGGACGUCGAUGAAUGUGUUGUCGAAUACUAUUUUUUCGGAGGAUUUGGCAGACCCGAGGGAGGAUACGGGGAAGGAGUUUAAGGAGUUGGUAUGGAAUAUAAUGGUGGAGGCUGGGAAGCCCAACUUGGUGGAUUUUUUUCCCCGGGUGGCCAAGAUGGAUCCGCAAGGGAUAAGACGGCGGAUGACGGACUACUUUGGGAGUGUGCUUGAGCUUUUUGGGGGAUUGAUUGAUCGGAGGUUGGAGGUGAGGAGAUUUAGGAAGAGUCUGGAGGAAAAUGAUGUCAUCGAUAUUUUGCUCAAUAUUAGUGAAGAGAAUGGUGAUGAGAUCGACAGAGUUCACAUUGAGCGCUUGUGCUUGGAUCUAUUUGCAGCGGGAACAGAAACGACUUCAAGUACAUUGGAAUGGGCAAUGGCAGAACUAUUACGCAAUCCAAAGACUCUAAAAAAAGCCAAAGUCGAACUUGAACAAAUAGUUGGCAAAGGCAAACCAAUAUCAGAAUCUGAUAUUCCACACCUACCAUACUUGAGUGCUAUUGUGAAGGAAACCUUGAGGAUGCAUCCAGCAGUUCCCUUCUUAAUUCCUCGUAAAGUUGACUCAGAAGAGCAAGUUUGCGGCUACACAAUCCCAAAGGGGACGCAAGUGCUAGUAAACACUUGGGCUAUUGGCCGCGAUCAAAGCAUAUGGCCAAACCCCACCUCAUUCAUGCCAGAGAGGUUCAUGGACUCGAAGAUUGAUGUUCGAGGCUGUGAUUUUGAGCUAAUUCCAUUUGGUGCAGGUCGAAGAAUAUGUCCUGGGCUGCCAUUGGCGAUAAGGAUAAUUCCGAUGAUGUUGGGUUCGCUCAUAAACUUGUUUGAUUGGAAGCUUCAAGGUGGGAUUGAACCAAAGGACUUGGACAUGAAGGAAAAGUUUGGCAUCACAUUACAGAAGGCUCAACCUCUUCUCACUGUUCCAAUCAGUGGUUGACAACGUGUUUCUCUCCUUUUUAGUAGUAAUAAUAUUAUGGUGAUCACAUUUUCUUAUUAUCUUUCGUUUAUUAUCUCACGUGUCAUUAUUAUUUAGGUUAAUAAAUUUUAUGACUUACAUAUCUUAUUAA